Molecule: messenger RNA, 1389 nt
Organism: Eupeodes corollae
Lineage: Eukaryota; Metazoa; Arthropoda; Insecta; Diptera; Syrphidae
Exons: 2
Coding region: 558-1337 (259 amino acids)
Biological process (GO): regulation of transcription by RNA polymerase II
Cellular component (GO): transcription regulator complex; nucleus
Molecular function (GO): DNA binding
Source: RefSeq, a predicted model, not a curated record
AAGAUAUAGUAUCUUAUCUAAAGAUCACCACUGUUCAGCAAACCACUCGUUCAUGCUUCUCAAAAAAUCCAUUUCAAUGUUAAACCACCAUGCAAAGAGGUAAACGACUGAGUAACUACGUAUACCAUACCACUACGUACCUAAUGAAGUUUGAGUCAUUGUCACCGCUAUACCAAAAUACACACAAAUUUAGGUUGAAUUAAGUUGUAAGCAUUUCAUCAAACAACAUCAAACUGUUUUAAUUCAUACCAAAAACCAUACCUGCACUAUCUCUCUCUUAGUCACGGGCUUGUCAAACGGAGUAUAAUAUACCUGGACGGUUUAUUUUACAAACAAUGUUGGAGUGAAAAUUUCUUCUGCGCUCUCACUGGUGUCAGUAUUCCGUGUGAGUAGAGUGUAGAGUGGUACACUUUAUCUCCAUGUGCAACUCAUGUUGAUUGUGUAAUUCUGUUUUUACUUUUUACUCCAACGGCUACGACAAGCGGCAGCAAGCAGCAUUUGUAUCAUUUUGUUUUUGAGUGCUUGUUAUUUUUACGAUUUCCUGUUUCUAUAUUAAAAUGUCUACAACAAAAAAUAAUUCAUUGGAUAAACACGAAGAUCUCAAAACAAAUAUAAAGUUUCUUAAAUUGAUUGAAAAACAUGAGUGUUUAUGGAAACACGAUUCACCAAAUUAUACAAACAAUCACAUUAAAGUUGAAGCUUGGAAGCAAAUUGCAAAGGCUGUCAACGGCACAGAAGAAAGAUGCAAUAGGCGUUGGCGAUAUAUUCGACAAGCAUAUUCACAGCAUGUCAGGACAAGUAUAAAUGCCGACCCAAAGAAAAAAUAUUAUUUGUCACCUCAUGUGGAUUUCGUUAAACCAUAUAUAAAACUACAUCCUUGUUGUCAAUCAAGUGCAACUGCCAGCAAACAAAAUAAAGACAAUUCAAAGGAAGAUUGGACUGAAACAACAAAAAGGAAACACACAAAUGAAGCACCAGCGGAAACAGAAAAAAUAUUGGAACAACAGUUUUUGGAACUUAUUGAAGGAAAGGGCGAGAAAAGCACAAAAACUAAAUCUGUUGAAGUUUAUGAAGAGCGAAAACUAAAACCUUCUACUAGCAGCUGCAGCCUUAAGCGAAAGAUUGACAUUCAAGACACGGAAUCAAGGUCAAAACAUGUAAGAACUACAGAAGUCGAAAGUGUCGUCAGUAAGAAUUGGAUGUUUUUGGAAAGUAUUCUACCUUUUGUUGAUGAAAUGAGCAAAAAACAGAUCCGUCGAUUUAGAAAAAAAGUAAUGUUACUUCUUGAAGAUGUUUUAGAGAAGAAAAGCAUAGACAGACCAGAAUUGGUUAAAUAAACUUAAAGAUUAAAUGUAUGUACAUAGGUAAAAAAUAAAUUUAAAAAUAAGA